AUGAGAUUAUUUAGUAAUAAAUUUGGAGGUUUCGAAUCUAGCAUUCUAAAAUAACUGAUAUAAGAUUGCUUUUAUGAAAAUCUUUACAAUAAAUAAAGAAAUGGCUAACUUAAAAUGUGCAAUUUGAGUUCUAAAAAUGAAGUUGAAUUCAAUUUUAAUAAUUAAGUAUCUUCUUUAAGAGGAGGAGGAUGUAUCUCAACUACCUUAGUUUCACCUGAAACUAAAACAAGGUUAAGCAAUUAAGAGUCGAACUUUGCCACUAAUCUCAAAAAUUAUACAAAAGUGAUUGUAGAAAAAGCAUCUUAAUUUCAUGAUAAAUAUCAUAAGGACGAUGUACUUUGUGCAUUAUUAUGGUUUCAAAAUUAAAAAGAGCAUUUUUAAAAAUUGUGCAUGAAUAAAGAGUAAAACUUGCAAAAUUAUGACCUUAUUGAACGUUAGUUUGAGAAUUUACUAAAAUAGUUAGUUACCUACUUAAAAUUAUCAGGGUAUGUCUUUCAUGUAUUGCUUUAAAUAUGCAAUGAUUUGCUGAGAGUGAUAUUUUAUUUUCAGUAAGUAAAUGAAGAUCGAUAUAUGAAAGAAGACUUAAAAUAAAGUUUGAAAGAAUGCAUAUUAGAACUAGAAGAGUAGAUUGGGAUUGAAUCAGCAAAACUUUGGAGUACCGGCACUGAAUUUGAACUUUUAAUGAUAAAAACUUGUCUUGCCCAUUUAAGGACGAACUCAAAAGAAAGUGCUAACCUAAUGAAAGCGGUAUUAAUGGGAAUAGCUUCCUCAUUAGCUUAGUUAAAACCAAGUGAUGAACUUAUUGAUGCUCUAAUGGAAGCCGGAAAAUAUCUUUUGCUUAAUUUUUAUGAUAAAUAAAUUAAGCAUCCUUUGAAAGUUUAUGAACUUUAUUUCUUCUUUGAAAAUUUGAAAUGGUCCAUAAUUUUUUAACUGAAAUCAGGUUAUUCAGUUCAGCAAACAAUAAAUCAGUUGACAGAUGGAUACAAUAAAUACAUAGGUGCGUCAACAAAUUGGUUAGUACAUUUUUUUUGGAUAAACUUAAUUUCAAGUUUAAUGUCUUACAGACCUAUCAUCUCUAAACCUGAAAUGGAGCAAAGGUUGCUUUAAAAAUAUAAUACAAAUUGGAAUUAAUUAGUAUUGUAAAAUUAGAUUGUAACAGUACCUUACGAUAAAACAAAAGGAAGAAUUAAGUACAAUGGUAGAGGCAAUUUUGUAAUUAAAGAAUUUUCAAAUUUAAAAUUAUUUUAAGAUUACUUGUUUGGUGAACAAAUAGGUUCAAUGAAAUUAUUACCUCAAUAUUUGAAUUUUGAUUUUGGUUCAUAAUAAUAAGGCAGAAUCAAUUUAUAAGAUUUAAACAUUACAUUAUUUACAAAUUGUGAUGAUUUAGAAGUUUUAUCUUCUUUAAACAAUGUUUUAAAGAAUUGCCUCAAUUUAAUUUAGGAAAAUUUUAACUAGAUUGAUGGCUAAGUUUAAAGUGAUUCAUUAACAUAAACAGAAAAGUAAACUGAAUUCAAGAUUUGCAAACAAGAUAUUUAAUAUUUAAUUAACCAACAGAAAGAAUAAUUCUUGUAAAUUUUAUACAUUUUUUAUGAGAUAGACAUUAUUAGGUUCAAGGAAAUUGAAAUUAUGAAUAAUAUUGAAACAGUUAUGAAGAAACUUAUGUAAUAAAUGCAGAACUUCAAUCAAAUAAGAAUACUAUCAGAAAAGGAAAUUGAAAGCAAAUUUCAACAAAUACCAAGGUUUUAGUAUCAAUUUUCAUAAAUUUUAAUCUCUUAUGAGGACUUUAUUUAGAAUGAUGUUAUUUUAACAGAAGUUUCAUCAUUAAUUCCUCUAAAACAGUCAUUAAAAAAGUACCAGUAAGAAUUAGAGAAUUUUAUAAAAAGCUUUAGUGAUGAUAUAAAUAGCUUUAUUACAUAGAUGAAAUAGUUAAAAUAAAUUAUCACAAAGGUAAAUUGCUAGUCGUAGCUUAAAAUUACUUAAGAUAUGAUUUCUCAAAAAGAUAUAUCAAAUUAGCUUGUAUAAAUCUAUGGCUCCAAGUUAAUAAAGAACCUAUGUGAUUAAAUUAUGAAAGUUUAUUCUGAAGAUUGGAUAGACAAAAAUUGGGAGUUUAGUAUUCUUAAUGAUUUUAGAAAAAGCAUUAGGAGGUGUGGAGAAAUGACUUUUGCAUUUAAAUUUUUGAAGAAACUUCUAAAAAUUCAAUAAUAAAAAGUAAAUGCAAUUCUUAAUGAAGACAACAUUGCAGAGCUUUAUUUUAUUAGUAAUGUUUAAUCAACUAAUCUUUUUGAAAGCGAUAGUAUGGCCUUUGAUUAAAUUUAAACUUUGGCUCUUGAAAGGAAGGCCAUGAUAUAAGGAUACUUUGAAAAAUAUCCGAAUCUGAUUAUGAAUAAAUAAGAGAUAAGUGAAUUAAACUAGCUUGAGAAUCAAAUUAGAGAGGAUAUAAUGUUAUUAUAAUAGAAAAAAUGGAACCAAUAAUAUAAGAUAUCAAGCAUUCUCAUUUUUUAAGAUGCUUUGAACAAACUGUCAUAAUUAGGAUUAAAUAAAGUUAACAAAUUAGCGAUAAAAGAAGAAAUAAAUACAAAUUUUACUAAAUCCUUGUAAGAGUUAAACAAAAAGAUAUUGGGAGACAAUUAGAAAGAAGAGUAAAUAAAGCAAAUUUAAAUGCAAAAUAAAAUAGAAUAAGAUUCUCAAAUUUUCUUUAUCUUUGAAUAUUAUAUAACUCAAACUACUACUAUAAUCAUAAAUACGAAGAGACUUAAAAGAAUUAUCAAAUAAAAUUUUAAUCUAUUUUCCUGGAGUAUGGAAAUUUGGGAGUCUGACAAAAAAGAGGAAUUCCAAAACAACAUAAAAGCCUUGAUUACUGAUUUAUUAGAAUCUAUAUCAGACUGUUUUAGUUCAUUUUAAAAAGAAGAGUAAAUUGUAUUUAAUUAAGAGGUAUUUGAAUUUUUAUAAGAUAAUAAAUGCUUAGAUAAAUAGAAGGCAAAUCUUGUUCUCUUGAAUAGUCAUUCGAUAUUUAAGAAUUCAUCGUCAAACGAAGGUAUAGAGGAAAAGUGUUGUAAGAUUUACAAAGAGCUUAUUGAAAAUUUAAAAAAUUCUUCUGCUAUUGAUGCACAAAAGCCAAAUAUCCUUUCUUAAAUAUUUUCAAAUUCAUCCCAUAAAGUUAGGGAGGCAUUGGCAUUUAGUAUUAUUAAGAUGGAUACAUUAAUUCAGGAACCAAAGAUGAAAGACUUUUGCUAAAACUUGUUAAAAAUGUUAUGGAUAUAUGAAAAACAUAGUGAUGUCAGAAUCAUACUUAAAAACACAGAAAUGAUCGAAAUUCAAAAGUAGUUGUUUUCUAAUGACCUCACUACAAUGUCAAAUCAAAUCAAAGCAGAAAUGAAGAGUAUGCUCAAUAGGAUUGAACAACUAGAAAAUUCUGUUUUAACUGAUAAUACAAUAUAAGCGAAGGAAUAAUUAUAGUAGGCACUUGAUGAUUUUGAAACCUAUUUUGAUAAUAUCACAGAUAUGUCUUAAAAAUUGGAUAUAAGUAUGAUUUUCUUGAAAGAAUUAAGCAAAGAUGUAAAACAUAUAAAAAGCUCAAUUGAUUCAGUCUUAAAGAGUGUUAGUUUUAUCGCAAAUGAUGUUCGAAAACUUAGAGGAAAGAAUUACCUUGAGUUACUUUAAAUAAGGAAAGAGUAGGUUCUUAGGUAGAAAGAUGAGAAUGAAAUAGAUUAAAUUCAUAUUGAAUUACUAACUUAAGAAUACGAUCCAAUUUCAGGGAGCAAAAAACAAUCUGAUAUCAAAGAAGAAACGACUUUUCUUUUAAAGUAAAAUUAUAAUGAUUUUGAAGGGGAAAUAAACGAGUUUUUAUGGGAUGAAAAUGAAAGAAUUAAAGAUGUUAUGCUGCUGAAAGGAAGAGCAGGUUCAGGUAAAAGUAGGGCUGCAAAAAAUAUAGAAGAACUUCUCUGGACAUGUGACUAAGUAGAUCCCAAAUGGGUUCCAAUUUAUGUAUCCCUUCCUUCACUUAAAGAGCCGAAAUACAAUUUAGUUGAUUAAGCAUUAGAAUCAGAAAAUUAUAAUUUUGAUAACAUUCAAAUUAGAGAGUUUAAAGAGGCUAUUAGAUAAAAAAACUUAAAUGUGGUAUUAAUUCUUGAGAGCUAUGAUGAAAUGAAGUAAGAUUGUUUGGAGUAAAACUUGUACUUGACAAAUAGAUUUGCGUAGGAGUUUAAUUUAGGUGAAUCUGGAGAAAAUGUUAAAAUUAUUAUCACGUCAAGACAAGAAAUAUUGAAUUCUAUCGAUUAUCAAACCUGGUUUUACGGAAAAAGUAUUUAAACAUUAAAAGAAGUUGAGCUUUUGCCCUUUACAUCUAAUUAGAGUAAUGAUUAUUUAAUACAAUACUCAAAAGUUAGUGUGAAACGAACUAUAAAAAGGUUUUAUGAGUUUUUGAAGUAAUUAAAAGCUUAAAGUUUUUCCUUUAAAGAAUUCAAAUAAAUUUGGAGUAAUAUAAAAGAAACUGUUAAAAAGAUUUUGAUAAAAAACAAAGAUGAAUUACUAAUAUUUUCUUAAGAGGACACAGAAAAAUUAAUACAAAAGCUUUAUAGCAUUUAAUUUUUUUAGCUUUUUAAGCCAGAGCAGAUGAUAUCUUUGAAUAAAGAUCUUCUUGAAUUGUGGGGCUAUGAGAAAUUUUCUUAAACAAUCCACAAAGUUAAAAUAAAGCAUCUUUUAAAUACUCCAUUUAUGCUUGAGAUAAUUGUAUACGUAUUGCCAAAAAUGUCAACUUUCUUCUCGUAGUCUUCAUUUAUGAGGUUAGUUCUGAAAUAAAAUUACCAUAAGUUGAAAAAAGAAUCCAUAAGGUCAAAUCAUUUGCUUAAAAUGUAUUCUCAAACUAAUGAAAUUGUAAGCAACGAAGAAUAAUUAAAAAAGCUAAAUAAUUUCUAGGUAAAUGCAACUGAGGAUGAAACAUAGUUGUAUAAAUUAAGUGAUCUAAUUCUGGCUGAAUUAGAUACUCAAAACUUUUUUGAAUAAAAUUCUAUUACUUAAUAAUUCAUCUAUACAGAUAAUCAAAUAAUUAAUGAGAAAAAAAUUAUUUAUACAUUGAAGUUUGAUGCGAAAUUUGUAGUUGCAGCAUUUCAAUUGCAUUAAUUUACUGCAUUUGAUUUUUACAAGUAAUUUGUAGACUUUUAUCACGCCUAAUAAAUGUAAAAGUGGAAGGAACUAGGAAAAAAUAUUAACUAAUAGAGUUUUUUAAUUGAUCUACAAUUCUUUUGCACUUCUUUGGCUGUUGAGAUGACUUUGAGAGAAUUAACCUAAGUGAAUUAUAAGUAGAAGGGGAAACUAAAAUUACUGUCUGAAAAAGAAGAUUUGCAAGAUGUUUCUUGGGAAGAUCAUUACUUUAGUGAAAAUGAAGCUGAUUCAAAAUACAAAACCCAAUUAAGAAAAUGCAUGUUGAUUAAUGCUAAAGGAAGUUUAUUCUCAUUUAAUCAUAAAUCUAUCUAAGAGUUUUUCGUCGCAGAUUACAUACUUAAUUUAUUUGAUAAGUUAUUCGCUGAUGAUAAUGAAAUUGAUGAAAAAUUAUUGAGAAAAAGUGCGUUUAAUAAUAGAAAUAAAUUUAACCUAUCAUUAGAAUAAUUCUCUGGAUGUUUGGAACUCUUAAAGCCUAAAUUGAAACAAAUCAGUAACAUAGAAGAAAAAUUAAUAUAAAUUAUUAAGUUAUAGACUAACUAACCAGAUUGUUAAAAGGAUUUGCUUCGAUCAACGUCAAAUGUAAUAUUCCUUUUGAGUUAUUUAGGAGUAUACUUGGGCGGAGUAGAUCUGAGUGGAAUAUAACUUUCAAAUACAAAGAUGGUGGGUUUAUCAUUUUUUAAAAGCAAUUUGAAUAACACAGUAUUCGAUAAUGUUUCGAUUGAUUCCUGCAAUUUUACUUAAGCAAAAAUAUAAAAUUCAAAUUGGAAGAACCUCAUAUGCAAAGAAAUUCCUUCUGUUUUAGGAAAUUCGAAGAUAACUUCAAUCCUCUUUAAAGGAGAUGAAGCCCAAUUAAUUUCUGGAAGUGAUGAUGGAACUAUUAAAAUUUUGGAUGUUGAUCAAAUCUAAAAACCUGUAGAAAGAUAAUUUUAAGACUAGAGAAUCAAAAGUUUAUCUUAUUGUAAAACUGAGAAUACAUUAGCGUGUUUAACUAAUAAUAAAUUACAUAUUCUUAAUGCAAAAGAUUUAUCAGACAGUAAUUAUGAUACUUUGAUCAAUGAUAAUUAUAAUGGAGUUUUCCUAUCUUAAAACAACAAAUAUGUCGCACUCAAAAAUUAGAAGUCUAAUUUAAUUAUUUUAGAAACAUAAAAUUUACUGAUUAAAAAUAAACCAUAGAAAUUCUCUUUUUAAAGCUCGAGUUCUAUUAUUUGUAUGGCCAAAUCUUAUAACUCCAAAUUUUUAGCUACAGGAGGUCAAGAAGUGAUUUUAUGGGAAUUUCACUCUGUGUCAUAAAUCAAAAUGAUAACCACCCUAUAGACAAACCUAAAGGAUUUUACUUGUAUGGCAUUUUCGUACGAUUGUAACUUUAUAGUGAUUGGUAAUUAAAAUGGCAUUAUAGAAAUUUGGAAAAUGAAUGAUUUAUAAAAAAUUCAUUUGCUCCAGUCAAUAAAGCUGGAUGAAGAAAUAGAAAAAAUUGAAUUUUCAAAAAAUAACAAAUUUUUAAUCGUAAAAACAUUAACUGAAGUGUUCCAAUAUAAUAGUUUUGGCUUAUAUAAUGACUAAGAGAAAACUGUUCUAUUUAUGGAAAAAUAUGACACAAAAACAUUAAUUUAAAAAUAAUAUUUAUUAACGCAAGAUUUGGAUGCUUGUGUUAAAAAAAUUACCAUAAGCUCACUACUUCUAAUAGCUUGCGUUGAAGAGAAGAACAAUAAAUGCAAGCUAAGCAUUUGGAAUAUUACUAAGUAAAAAUCAAUUUCUCUUGUUACAACCUUGAUUGAGGAUUAAGAUGAGAUUAAUUAAUUGAGGUUUUCCUCAGAUGAGUAAUUUCUAUUGAGCUCCUCAUUUAACGUAAUUUUUGUUUGGGAUUUAAAAGAAUUUAAAUUAAUCCACAAAAUAGAAACACAACAUGAUGUUAUUAUAGAUUUUGCUUUUUCAAAAGAUAAAUCUUGUUUUGCCUCAUGUAGCUAGCAUAGGAUAGAAUUAUAUAAGAAUUUUUUGGAACCAAAAAAUUUAGAAAUUAAUCUUCUAAGAAUUAGCAAAAAUCUUAUUUGUUAAGGAAUUUAAUUUGUUGAAAAAUAGUUAGCAAUAAAUGGUGAGAUUGGAAAUUAAUCAGUUUUAUAAUUUUGGAAUGUAGAAAAUUUAAGAUAAGAACUUGAUCAAAAAUUCAAAGAAAAGAUAUAAUAUUUUAAAUUUCUUUAUAAAGGAGAAUGUAUGAUUACUGUUGGAAAACUCGGGACUUUUUGGUCUAAGAAUGCUUUAAAUUUUUCUGAAAAACAAAUUGAACCUUUAUUUGAACGUUUUGAAUGGAAAUAAAUCGGUUAUUUGAAUGACCAAAUAUAUAUAUUUGAUGGUGAGAAUAUUUUUCGAAUCAUCUACUGUUUUGGAGGAGAUGAAGAUUCUGUUGAAAAUAGGCAUAAAAAGAUCUUCUCAGCUAAAUCUCUAAUGUGUGCUACAUUUUCAGAUGAUAGUAAAUUAUUUGCUGUUGGUUUGAAUAAUGGAUUUUAAUUAAUUUAUCUAGAUUAAAUUCUUGAAUUAGAUGAAAAUAAUAAUUAUUAUGCGAAUGAUUUCUCGAUUUCGGAUGAUUCAUCUUUAUUAGUACUCGCUACUAAUAAGGGUCUGAGAAUCAAAAAUUUACUAGCUAAUGAAGAAAUUUUUUUUACUUUAAAUAAUAAAUAUCUUUCAGCUUGUUUUAUGGAUUAAGGUUAAACAAUACUGGCUAUUACAAAUAAAACCUUAUGUAUAUUUAAUCUAAAGGAUUUGAAUAAUCCAAUAAAUCUGGAAAAUUUGGUACUAAGCGGAAGCAAUCCAUAAAGAAUUUUAGAUAUAGGGAUCUCUGAAUAAAUUAUGAUAUAAUAUGAAAAGUGCAUAGCCGUUCAUUAAUUAAAAGAACUUGGAAGUGCUCAAUUAAUCUAAUUACAGAAUAAUGUUACUCUCUCAAAAAACUGUCUACUUUUAGAGGAUUCAAACUAUAUUGGAAUUGGUAUUGAUGAUACUAUUAAAGUAAUUCCAAUUUCUAAUUCUAUUAAAAUUACCCUUAACUUUAAUUAUUAACCUUUAAUAGGAAAAUUGCUUUAUUUUCAAUUUUCAUUAGAUAGCUAAACAUUUUUGAUUUUUGGUUCCAAGAAAGAAGGUCAAUUAUAAUCAGCACAAAUAGCUAUCGAUAAAUAGUAAUUAGAGAUAAAAUAGAGCGAGAUCAAACAUUAAAAUCUCUGUUACAUUACAUUAAAUAAGUAAUAGGACAAAUUAAUUUUUAUGAAGGAAACUGUUAAUUAUAAAGGGCGAGUUGAAAAGUUAGAAUUGAUUGACUUUGAAACCUUUAAGACAAUUUAAUGUAUAGAAGAAUUUUAUAUAGACGAAAACUCUAAAUUUGAAAACGCCUCAUUUUCAGAAAAUAAUUCUUAUUUUAUCACUUCUUAUGCAAAUUCAACUUUAAAACUAUGGGAUGCAAAAACAUGCAAGCUCUUAUCAAAAAUGAAAAGCAAUACAAAAAAAAUUGAUUUAAUUUCUAUUUCAAACAAAGAGAUCAUGGCAUAAACAAGUCAUGACCUUAUCAAAUUUUGGAAUCUAAAGGCUCUAAGAUCCUAAUCGCUAGAAUUGGAUGGACAUUCUGAUUCAAUUUAGUAAAUUGCAAUUUCUCCGGAUGGACUACAACUAAUCUCUGGUUCUAGGUCCAGAAUAAUAAGAUGGGAAUUGACUAAAUUUUAAAAGUUAGAUGUGCUGAUUAAAGGAAAAGCUCUACCCUCUGUUUUCUGCUUUUCAUAGGAUGCAAACUAUAUAGCUGCUGCUGAUAAUCCCCCUUACUAGAUUAAGGUUUGGAAAUUGAAUACUUUGUACUUAAUUGAAAACUAAAUAAGAAUAAGCUGCUAUUCGAUUCCAAAUAAUCUAAAAUUUAACGAUUUAGGCAACUAAUUAAUAUCAUUAUACGAAAAUAGAAUUACAAAAUUUCAAAUAAUUUUGGAUCUAAAGUAAAACCCUUUAUAUGAAACGUAAAGGAUAAUGUGUAACAAAGGAAUUCCUCCUAUCAAUUAUUAUUUUUCUUCAGAUAAACAAUUAUUGAUUAAGACAAACCCUCUGCAAAUUAUUGAUUUGUAAAAAAAGUAUGAGUCGAAUUAGUUUCCUAUUGAUCAUUCAAAAUCAAACUCUGCUGAAAAAUGUGUUGCGAUGUCUCACAAUAAACUUAAACUAGCUAUUCAAAAUGAAAAUGAAAUAAUUUUAUGGUCAUUUAAAACCUAAAAAGUGGACCAUGUGUUUGUUAAUUCAAUUGGAUGUGCAUAGGCUUUGGUAUUUUCAAAUAAUGAUCAGCUAUUAUUUACAAAUUAUGAUGCCACUAUUAAAUGUUUUGAUGUUACUAAUUAAUAUUAAGUUAGAAAAGAAUUUUAAAUUGUCAAUCCUGUAGAAGUCAAUAAGCUAUAAUUUCAAUAACUAGAGUGUUUUCCUGUGAAAAAUGAUGACUUUCUUUUUGUUUAUUCGUUCACUUAGCCAAUAAAAAGAUCAUUAAUUGCACUAGCAUUAACUUCAGAUCAUGAAUAAAGUUACACAUUAUUUGAAAAUGAAUAAGGAAUAUCAAAUUUUUUAACUGCAUAUUGUGAAGAAAGGGAGAUUUUAGCAGUUUAGCUAUAAGAUAUUUUCCAGUUAUAUGACUUAAGAAGUAAAACUAAAAUCGCUACUUUGAAUGAUAAUAUGUACACUAUAUUUAAUCCUAAUUUCUUAACUUUUUCCAAGAACGGGAAUUACCUAUUAUCCCUAGGAACAGAUUAGGAUAUUAAUUUAUGGGAUUUGUCAUGUUUGGAAAAAAUCAAAUUAAAACUUAAUAAUCUAAACAAAAUUAAUUAUUAAGAGAUAAUUAGUAUUUCAUUUCUUGAUGAUUAAGAUUCAAUUUAAUUGGUUCAAAAAGACGAAAAUGUGUAAUUUGAUUCUAUUUCAAACUACAAUGAUUUUUAUUAAAUCUUUUUAGAAUAGGUAUAUUAUGAACAGCUUAUAAAGAAGACUUAGCAUCAUAUAAUGGCUGAGGAUGAAAAAUAUAUUUUAUAUAUUAAAAGUGUAGUAAAUGAGAAGUUAAUUUAUAGUUUUGAUAAAUUUCGAAAUUAAAUCUAUUGCUCAACUUUUACUCCAUGUGGUUAAAACCUUAUUGUAGGAAUGAAUGAUGGAUCAAUCUUAUUUUUUAGAUUAAACAAUGAUCUUUAACCUAUUUGCUUCAAAAGCAUAGCAAUAAGCUCUCCAAUUUUAUCUGAUUAAUGUAGCAUCAGGUAAUCUACGUUUGUGAACUAAGAGAAUAUUAGUUUAAAAAAUUUAUUCCUUGAGAAAGGGGCUUAAGAUCAAUGA
This is a messenger RNA of Paramecium tetraurelia, 10479 nucleotides long. RefSeq lists its product as uncharacterized. The record is from RefSeq and is a predicted model, not a curated record. Lineage: Eukaryota; Ciliophora; Oligohymenophorea; Peniculida; Parameciidae. The transcript has a single exon. Gene Ontology annotation, molecular function: protein binding.